AUGCCACCACAUUUGACCUCCUACCAGAGCUUGGUCACUAGCAAGGCACGCCGCCGCAGCAAACCCGACGAACGCCCUAAGACACCGCGACCGGGUUGCUCCGAACUGGAAGAAGUGCUUGUCAGCUUUCUCCGAGCAGUCUCCUUCUGGCGCGACCUCGAGCUGAGCCCGUGGAGAGCUUCAUCCCACUCGAGGAGUAUCAACUUCGACUUGAGUUCAUCGACGAGAUCCGAAAGGCACCUCAGUGAUUCCGUAGCCCUAAAAAAACCUGACCUCACCGGGCUAGAGUUCUGGUAUCUCAACAACAUACCCAUCGACAGUUUACGGGUGCUCAAAGGGUUUCUUAGUUUCAUGGCUUCCAGCGUCCAAGCCAACAUCAACAACUCGAGGAAUGCAACCGGCCGGCGGAUCUGCCACAAAGCCGUACUCCACACCAUCUCGAACUCUUCUAUGGCCACAAGCAAGGACAGUGGGGCCGGGCGAGAAGACGAUGUCUGGAAGCGUUGCUUGGAACUCGAUGGUGAUUGCUGUGUGAUCACCGGUGCCAGUCAUCCCCAUGUCUAUCAACUUCUUCCAUUUGCUUGGUCAAAGACCAAGACGAACUUGAGGACACAGCAGAUGAUUCCUGCCCUCGAAGUAGUCGUCGACCUUAAACUAAGCAACGUCAAGUACGAAGCCGUUACCAAGCUUCGACAAGGCGUCGGUUGUACUGACCCAUUGUGGAAUGUGGUGUGUCUGAGCACCCAGCUUCACAAGUGGUGGGACCAUGCAUACUUCGGCCAGAAGUACGACGGCAGAGCUAAUUGUCUGGAAGAGGACUUUGCCCAGAUCCACCUUCAGUUCUUGUGGAUGCCCCGCAACAUUUAUCGCCGGGCAACGAAACAAAGAGUACAGAGAAAGGCCGAGGUGAGGAUCUCCCACCGCUUUGCUCAGAGCACGGCUGUUGCGUGA
This is a messenger RNA of Fusarium oxysporum Fo47, 951 nucleotides long. RefSeq lists its product as uncharacterized. The transcript has 2 exons. The coding region runs from base 1 to 951 and encodes 316 amino acids. The record is from RefSeq and is a predicted model, not a curated record. Lineage: Eukaryota; Fungi; Ascomycota; Sordariomycetes; Hypocreales; Nectriaceae.